Molecule: messenger RNA, 564 nt
Organism: Penicillium odoratum
Lineage: Eukaryota; Fungi; Ascomycota; Eurotiomycetes; Eurotiales; Aspergillaceae
Product: PHO88 family protein
Exons: 3
Coding region: 1-564 (187 amino acids)
Biological process (GO): protein targeting to ER
Cellular component (GO): mitochondrion; endoplasmic reticulum
Source: RefSeq, a predicted model, not a curated record
AUGGUUUCCCCUCAAAUUACCAACCUGGCCAUCAUCUUGGUGAUGAUGCAGCUGGCCAAGAAGGUUCCUUUUGAGAAUCCGGAUGUUCUGAUGGCGGUGCGCGGCCUGUACCUUCUGUCCAACUUGAUUAUCUUGGCUAUCAACCUGUACACCCAGUUCAAGAUCAAUCAGAAAAAGGAUAUGACUACCCUCAAAUACGUUGAGCCUGCUACCAUGGGCACCGGCGAGGAGGGCAAGCCCGUCACCACCACCAACAUGGACUACGACAAGGGCCAGGUCCGCCAAAUGUUCCGCACUCAGCUGAUGGGUGUCGGCAUGAUGGCUGUCAUGCACUUCUACAUGAAGUACACCAACCCUCUCCUCAUCCAGUCCAUCAUCCCCCUGAAGGGCGCCUUUGAGAGCAACCUGGUCAAGAUCCAUGUGUUCGGCAAGCCCGCUACCGGUGACCUUGCCCGUCCCUUCAAGAACGCUGGUGGAUUCAUGUCCCAGGGCCAGCCCAAGAGCGACAAGGCCUCCAUUGAGAAUGCGGAGAAGAACUACCGGGGUGGUGUCAAGGAGGAGUAA